Messenger RNA from Saccostrea cuccullata (small rock oyster), 466 nucleotides. RefSeq lists its product as uncharacterized. Bases 2 to 466 code for a protein of 154 amino acids. The record is from RefSeq and is a predicted model, not a curated record. The transcript has a single exon. Lineage: Eukaryota; Metazoa; Mollusca; Bivalvia; Ostreida; Ostreidae.
AAUGGCAACAGAGGCAGUUUCUUCCACUCCUGUUGAAGGAACAAAGAAAACAUUAACUAUUGUUGUCAUUUACGCCAAAGAAGACGGGGACGAGGCAAGCACUUUUAAGGAACAUUUACAGAAUGACAUAUUACAAUCAGAAAGAAACUUAAACGUUGAAAUCAAAAUGCUUAAUGACACCGAAAUAAAAAGUUUAGAAGAAUCCUCAGAGGAAGCUAGAUUUGCAUUUCUUCUCCUAACCAAGGCAUUCUGUGAGGACUCGUGGCCCAGGGUUUCACAAGAGAAUUACAUCAGGGCUCUGUUAUAUGGGACUGAGGGUAAAAGUACCUUAGUACCGAUAUUUACAAAAAACAGAGGAACCGCUGACUUCAGGAUCCCAAUGGGACUGAACAUAUUGAAAGGACUUCGAUACUGUGAUCGAGACGAAUUUUACAAAGCAUCUAUGAUCAAAUUAUUGUUUAACUGA